GUAAGUGGGUGUGGUAAAUAAACAAACUGAACUGGCUGCUCGACAAAAAGUAUGUUCUCGCUACGUCUUGAUAAUAACUCAAAUUCCAAGAAAGAACGCGUCGUGCCAAUGUAGAGAAAGAAACGAAAACGAACACGAAACGAUGAAACAUCGAAUACUGAUGGCCUCUGAUUUUUUCUAUCCAAAUGUCGGGGGCGUUGAAGAGCACAUUUACAGUCUAUCGCAAUGCCUCAUCGCAAGAGGUCACAAAGUCGUUGUGGUCACCCAUUCUUAUGAUAAAGUUGUCGGCAUUCGAUGGCUGCCCAAUGGUCUGAAAGUGUUUUACCUGCCAUUGAGGACAUUUUACAAUGGGUGCAUUUUGCCAACAAUGAUAGCCACGAUUCCCUACAUCAGACACAUACUAGUCCAAGAAAAAAUCACAUUGGUUCAUGGACACGCAGCAUUCUCGACAAUCGCCCAUGAAGCUAUGAACACUGGAAGACUGAUGGGCCUUCACACUGUUUUUACGGACCACUCGCUUUUCGGCUUCGCAGAUGCCUCCGCCAUUAUUACCAACAUGUUUUUGAGACUCAGCCUUGUCAAUUGCACUCACUGUAUAUGUGUUUCUCACAUAGGGAAAGAAAAUACAGUUUUGCGAGCAAAGAUUAAACACAACAUUGUGUCUGUGAUUCCUAACGCUGUUGAUACCAAAUUAUUUACUCCUGAGCCGGAAAAAAGGUCAAAAACUCGAAUUACGAUCGUGGUGGUGUGCCGCUUGGUUUACCGGAAAGGAGUGGAUUUCAUGAUUCACAUCAUACCAUUUAUCUGCAAAAACUUCCCAGAUGUUCAAUUUUUUAUCGUUGGUGAUGGCCCAAAAAGAGAAGCGCUGGAGGAGAUGUGGCAGAAAGAAAAACUGGGAGACCGAAUGCAAAUGUUUGGUGCCUUGGACCUGAGAGGAGUGCGAAAUGUGCUUGUGCAAGGACACAUCUUCCUCAAUACGUCACUAACUGAGGCUUUUUGCAUGGCAAUCGUCGAAGCAGCUUGUUGUGGCCUUCAUGUUGUGAGCACCAACGUUGGUGGCAUUCCUGAAGUUUUACCUCCCGAUCUCAUGUACUUGGCUGAGCCAGAUGUGAAUUCGCUAACCUUAGCCCUGGAAAAAGCUAUCAUAGCCUUCAGACUUGGGGCAGGGCCUAGUCCAGAAGAGCGCCACGAGAAAAUUUGCUCCUUCUACAACUGGUUUGACGUGACCAAAAGAACUGAACACGUUUACGACACAGUCGCAAAGCAGCGGCUGAAACCUUUUGGACAACAGCUAAGCGACUGCUUGCACCAAACCAAAGUUUACCCAUUCCUCCUGGUUCUGUCCCUUUGUUUUUUGAUAAUCAAGUUUUUCGACUGGUACCGGCCCCGACAUCUUAUUGAUAUCGCGCCCGAUUACGCAUCAAAACGAAGAACCUCCAUCAAGCAAAACGGGUUCAACUGAAAAAGCUUUUUACAAGAAAAAUCAUUAUUAUUGUUACCUCAGUACAUGGAAUAAAAAUGUGACGUGACACAUAUUUCAUUUCAAAGCAAA
Messenger RNA from Cloeon dipterum, 1552 nucleotides. RefSeq names its product phosphatidylinositol glycan anchor biosynthesis class A (gene PIG-A). Gene Ontology annotation, molecular function: phosphatidylinositol N-acetylglucosaminyltransferase activity. Bases 143 to 1462 code for a protein of 439 amino acids. The transcript is spliced from 11 exons. Gene Ontology annotation, cellular component: glycosylphosphatidylinositol-N-acetylglucosaminyltransferase (GPI-GnT) complex. Lineage: Eukaryota; Metazoa; Arthropoda; Insecta; Ephemeroptera; Baetidae. The record is from RefSeq and is a predicted model, not a curated record. Gene Ontology annotation, biological process: GPI anchor biosynthetic process.